UUAGUUUGAUUGUUCCACUUUUUUAUCCAACAACUUUGAUCAUUUCAUACAUGCCUCUUAUUAACUUAUAAAUGCAAAAUUCCAAAUCUUAUUUUAUUUUGUAUACAUGUCAAUAAUAGAGUAUAUUUAUUUCCCCUAGCUUAUAAUAAAUAUUUCAAUUCAAUAAAAAAUUUUCACUGUUUCAGAUACAUUCUUUUUUGUAAUAAAAAUAAUACAUCUGCAUAUCCGCGUACAUAAUGAAAUAAUAUUUUAACUUGCGUAAUAUAGCAUUUAACCCAUUAUAGUGCACGCAAUAGUAAAGUUUAAACUAUCGAUAUACCAAUCUUUGAUACAACUACGCAAUGGUUAUGUGGUAAAUGGUGAUAUAAAAUGCUCGAAGAUUAAAAAUAUAAAUAAAACCCUUAUUCUUCCAUAAUGUAAUAACGUAAAUUGUUUAAAAAAUUUACUCAUUCAUGGGUUCAUUAGAACUUACCAGUAAGAGAGCUGAACAGAAAAUUUACGCGGGAAAUGUAUCAAACAAUGUUUCAAUGUCACUGCGACAUAGCAGUAGCGUGUAAUCAUACUAAAUAUAAAUACGAUAUUUUUAAUAAUUAGUAUUUCAUAUAUUUCAUAUAAGAAUAAAACAAUUCAUUACUACAAGUAACGUAUUUUUGUAUUUUCUUAAGGCAAAUCUUUGUUUCUACUAAUAAAAAUGACUACUUCUGCUUGCAAAUUGUAUAAGAGACCAUUUACAGUAUGCAUAGAGGGCAAUAUAGGAAGUGGUAAGACAACAUUCUUAAGUCAUUUUAAACAAUUUAACAAUACAACCGUUUUGCAAGAACCAGUAGAACUUUGGCGAAAUGUUGCUGGAACAAAUUUAUUGGAAUUAAUGUACACAAAUCCUAGACGUUAUAGUUUCUUAUUCCAAUCCUAUGUACAAUUAACAAUGCUGCAACUUCAUACUUACGAAUCUGGAAUGCCUUAUAAAAUUAUGGAAAGAUCAGUAUUUAGCUCGAGGUGCUUUAUAGAAACUAUAAAACGUUCUAAACUAUUACAAGAUGUGGAAAUAAUGGUCUUAGAAGAUUGGUAUGACUGGUGUAUACAGAAUGCUAAUAUAGUAACGGAUUUAAUAAUUUAUUUGAGGACAUCGCCGGAUGUUGUAUAUCAGAGAAUGAAAACAAGAGCGAGGAAAGAAGAAAAUUGUGUAUCAUUAGAAUAUUUACAGCAAGUUCAUAAUAUUCAUGAUGAGUGGCUUUAUCAUCAGACACUAUUUAGUGUACCAGCACCAGUUUUAAUAAUAGAUGGAAAUAAAAGUUUACAAGAAAUGGUCACACAAUUUGAAAAUUGCAAAGACUUAAUUUUUGGUAAAAAGGGGGAAAAAAAGAAUUAGAAAAGAAAGAAAAAUAUGUUACAAAUGUACGUAUGUAUUAGUUGAAAAUAUUUUUUGUAUUUCUUAUAUAUAUUACUUCUUUGAAUUGCUUAUAUAUAUUAAUUGUACAUUAAUCGCAUAUAUUUUCUAGUUGUAUAUAUAUAAAAAUAUAAUAUAAUCAUUUUAAGUAUACCUGUAUGUACAGAGAAAGAGAAAGGGAAAGAGAUAAAGUCAAUCGUUUUAUAAUGAUUAUAUAAUAUGACAUAAUUGUGCAUUUAACAUGUUGACGCCGGCGCCAAUAUUCAUGGUUUUCUUCGUGGGACGGCACCUGAAUUCGCUGUCUGUUUCGUGGGGCGGCAUCCGAAUUCACUGUCUGUUACGUGGGGACGGCGCUGGGUCGCAUUGAAAAAUAGUAAAUUAAAGCCAGACUCUAUUUUUUUUUUAUAAUGAUGCUAAAAAGGGGAUUAAUCUAUCCGAUCAGAUGUCAUUCUAUUAUAGUUGUUUGUGCAGAACCAUGGUAUGGUAUAAAACCAUGGAAUGGUAUAAAAAAGUUGUAAUGGAAUUAAUAUGUAGGACUUGCCUCGUAAAGGUGUGGUAUGUACAUAGAAAAUGGGAUACUAAAAGUAUUAAAAUUUCGCGAAAAAAUUACUUAUUACCUUUUAAAUAUGAUGAAUCCCCAUAGAGAAGAAAUGCCAAGUGAAAAUGUAGCAUUGCCCAAAAAACAUUCACAUUUUCUGCAUUCGUACCAAGGGUCCGCGAGCAAAACGAGACGGCGGUGUAAAGAAUGUUACAAACGUAUUUGUAGAGUAAAAGGUAGAGAGUAUGCCUUGAAAAGAGCCAAAAAAGUAACAACAUAUUGUGAUCGUUGUAAGGACCAAUCGACACUUUGCCUAACUUGUUUUAAAAAAUUACAUGAAGAAAGGAAAUAAUUAUAUUAAGUUUAUAAUGUAUACGUGUCACAUAUAUAUAUAUAUAUGUGUGAAACCCAUCGCCGCCCCUCGGAACAGACACGAGCGAUCCGCCGAUGAAUCGCGCCGCCUCACGGAACAUACACGUGAGACCCGCCGAUGGGUCUCGCCGGCGUCAACGUUAAUGUAUAUAUUAAAUAAUUGCAUUUAAGGAAAAGAUGGAUUUCUGAACACUAAGCAGUAAAAGACUAUACAUAGUUGCUAAUGCAAAACUGCAGUUAUCUUAAGUAAAGUAGCAAUCGGCGGGGAUAGGAGGGGAUAAGAGAUGGGCAAAUAGAUAUGCUAAGGAUAAGAUAUUUGUACCUGGAAAAUAUAUAUCUACAUAACCGUCUGUCGCGACUCACGGUACUAUCCGCGACUUUGCCCUCAGUUUUCCUUGCCCGUGGAACGCCCACUUAUGCUGCUUUAUAGUGAUAUUUGCAUUAAUUGUAUGUUGUUCGACGAUAACUACAUGCAUAAUUAAAAUUAAUGUUAUUGUAAGAUUAGAAGAUUAUAUUAUAGGAUUGUAUUACAAUAAAUAUUAUAUUAUAUUCA
Molecule: messenger RNA, 2850 nt
Organism: Bombus pyrosoma
Lineage: Eukaryota; Metazoa; Arthropoda; Insecta; Hymenoptera; Apidae
Gene: dnk
Product: deoxynucleoside kinase
Exons: 4
Coding region: 692-1369 (225 amino acids)
Biological process (GO): nucleobase-containing compound metabolic process
Cellular component (GO): mitochondrion; cytoplasm
Molecular function (GO): ATP binding; deoxynucleoside kinase activity
Source: RefSeq, a predicted model, not a curated record